Messenger RNA from Rhopalosiphum maidis (corn leaf aphid), 1252 nucleotides. It is a transcript of the gene Ist1, whose product is annotated as IST1 homolog. Bases 178 to 1200 code for a protein of 340 amino acids. Gene Ontology annotation, biological process: protein transport. The record is from RefSeq and is a predicted model, not a curated record. The transcript is spliced from 5 exons. Lineage: Eukaryota; Metazoa; Arthropoda; Insecta; Hemiptera; Aphididae.
CUUACUCGGAGUUAGUUGUGAUUGUGAACUUUUUAGUUGUUAACAAUUGUGAUUUGACAAUUGAGAAAUUUGACAGGAAUCAAAAUCCUGAAUUUUUCUGAAUCUUCUGUUUAUUGUUAAUUAUUGUUUCGUACAUUUUUAUUUUUAUUUAUUGUUGUUCGACAUUAACGAUUCACGAUGUUUUCUUUCGAUGCCAAUUAUUCAAAACUCAAGACUAACUUGAGACUGGCGUUAAAUCGUCUAAAAUUAUUGGAAAAAAAGAAAACUGAACUAGCCCAAAAAGCGCGUAAAGAAAUUGCAGAUAUGGUUGCAGCAGGGAAGAGCGAACGUGCUAAAAUUAGAGUUGAACACAUCAUACGCGAAGACUACUUUGUUGAAGCACUUGAAAUUGUCGAGAUGUUUUGCGAUGCACUGUUAUCUAGAUUUGGUCUCUUACAACAAUCAAAGAUUUUAGAUUCUUCCCUUGCAGAAUCAGUUUCCAGUUUAUUAUGGGUGGCUCCUCAUAUUCAAGCUGAUGUCAGUGAAAUGAAAGUGAUAUCUGAUCAAUUAACACAAAAAUUUGGUAAAAAAUAUACUGAGGCAUGCAGAUCAGAAAACAUGGACACUGUAUCUGAAAAACUUAAGCAUAAGUUGAGUUUAAGACCACCGCCAAAGAUACUAGUGGAGAAAUAUUUAAUUGAAAUCUCCAAAAAUUAUAAUGUACCUUAUGAACCUGAUUUACAAGUCAUGCAAGAAUAUGAACAAUCUCAUAGUAUAGAUUCAAUACUUUUUGAUGGCAAAAAUUCAAUUAAUGAAAAUGUCACACGGCCUACAGGGUUUAUUGGUUUUCCAUCACAGCCUAUGGCUCCGAUUCAGGCCCCACCUAUUAAUUAUCCAAAUAUGCAAACUAUGACUUCAAUGUUAGAUUCAGUUCCAUUGGAUUUUGAAAUGCCAUCAUCAUUACCUACAGUAAUUGCACCUUCUAUUCCUGCACCCAAAGUGCAGCCGAUUCCAAAACCACCAGCAGCUAAUGUAGUUAAACCUGUUCCAAAAAACCCAAUUUUUCCCAAUAAGAACUUAGGUUUUUCGAACUUACCUGACCUCCCUAGUGUACCUACAGAUAUACCACAUGGUGAUAUUAAAGAUAAGGAUGAUGACGAAGAAACUGAUUUUGAUGAAUUAUUAAAUCGAUUUGAGGAUUUAAAAAAGAACAAAAAAUAAGUAUUUUAUAUUUUUAUUAUAUUUCAUUUAUUAUUAUUAAAAUGUUAUUGUU